Molecule: messenger RNA, 2348 nt
Organism: Candoia aspera
Lineage: Eukaryota; Metazoa; Chordata; Lepidosauria; Squamata; Candoiidae
Product: zinc finger protein 883-like
Exons: 3
Source: RefSeq, a predicted model, not a curated record
AUGACAGCUCCCAAGGCUGCCGCCCUUCCUUCAGCCUUGAGAGAGCAUGAGUGUGGGAGUCAGCCUGCCCUGCCUGAUGAAGAUGUUUGCGAUUCAACUGAAGCUGGCCUCAUUAACGCUUUCGGCUCUUUACCAAGAAAAGAACAAGCGAACAAGGGACUGUCUGAUUAUGACCCGCCAAAAAACAGCAGUCCAGAUCCUUUUGAGUCAAUAGGGGAACUUCGACUCUGGGCAGGGUGCCAAGAACGUUAUCUCGUUCGGGGCUUACAAAAUGCUUCCUCCCCUUUUGCCCAGGCAACAGAUCCUACCUAUCUCUGUCAGGGUCAUCUUUCUUACCCUCGACAAAUUGUGCGUGGAUUUUCGUCCCAUGUUGUGCUGCUUUCCUUGAUUUCAGGUACCGUUUCGUGUUGGCUGUCAGGUUGUGAAGGUGAACCAAGCAGGCACGCUGAUGUUGAACGGCAGAGGAGCAGCUCCCCGGCAUAUCGGGAAGGCGGCGUUGCGGAAAUCGGCAUCCCCAGAAGGCCUCAUAAAAGAAGAGAAAGGAGACAGCGUUUUGUGUGUGAGAAAACUUUCAGCUAUAAAUCGAGUCUCAAAGCUCACUGGAAACUCCACACUGGGGAGAAACCCUUUCAGUGCCCUGAGUGCCGAAAGAGCUUCAGCCAAAGCACGUACCUUGUUUACCAUCAGAGGAUCCACACCGGAGAGAGGCCGUACCAGUGUUCGGACUGCGGGAAGAGCUUCGGCGUGAGCAAAUACCUCUCUUCUCAUCAGACGAUUCACACCGGGGAGAAGCCGUUCAAGUGCUCUGAGUGCGGGAAGGGCUUCCAUCAGAAUUCGGACCUUUCCACUCACCAGCGCACUCACACCAGGGAGAAGCCGUACCGGUGCCUGGAAUGCGGGAAGAGCUUCAGCCAAAGUUCCAGCUUCAACAAACAUCAGAGGAUUCAUACCGGGGAGAAACCGUACACCUGCCCAGAAUGCGGAAAGAGCUUUGUGGCUAGUGUGUACCUCACAUCCCACCAAUGCAUCCACACCGGCGAGAGGCCGUACACCUGUGUGUUGUGCGGAAAGGGCUUCACCAAGAGCCCCCACCUGAUUUUCCAUCGAAGUAUUCACACGGGAGAGAAGCUGUACCGAUGCCCAGAAUGCAGGAAGAGCUUCAAGCAGAAGGCGAACCUCACUUCCCACCAGAGAAUUCACACUGGGGAGAAGCCCUACUAGUGCUCGGAGUGUGGGAAAAGCUUCACGCUGAAAGGCAACCUCACCACCCACCGACGAACUCACACCGGGGAAAAAACCUACAAAUGCUUGGAAUGUGGCAAAUGCUUCAGCCACUGCACUAGCCUCAAUUCUCACCAGACCACUCACACCCGAGUGAAUCCCUACAAGUGUUUGGAGUGUGGGAAGAACUUCAGCACCAGGAAAUACCUCUCUUACCAUCAGAGAAUCCACACAGGAGAGACUCUCUUUAAAUGCUCAGAGUGUGGGAAGAGCUUCUGUGUGAGCACCAGCCUGACUUUACAUUGGAGGAUCCACACAGGGGAGAAGCCAUACAAGUGCUUGGAGUGUGGCAGGACCUCCACUCAGAGCUCCAGCCUUACUAGCCAUCAGAGGAGUCAUCGAGGAGAAACCGGAGAUGUGCAAGGGGGUUACAGCGAACUCCAUUUGCAAUACAACCCACGUUUUGAAGUGGACUGCAGUGAGCAUGCCGAUUGUUAAAUAUGAUGUCUGAGUACAACCCGACCAUCACAGCAAAGGAGUCCUUUGCUAGGGAGAAGCCACAGAAAUGUCUUCUCAAGGUCCGCGUAGCUGGCAACCUCGAGGAGCAACAACCACACAGAUUUUUGGAAAGCAUCUUUAUUAAUGCUGGUCAGGGGAACAGCAUAAUCUUGCAAAUUGUAAAAGUUCCCAGGUAGACUUACAGCAACAUUAAUUAAGGCAAAUUAAGGCAAAAUUUCUUUGAAACGUUUCCUGCCCACGGCCCCGUCUGCGCUGCCUCUUCCUCCACCAGCUGGACUCCUCUGCCUGUUCCCACAGUCUUUCAUGCAUCCAUAAUGUGGAAACAGGUUUGUUUAGAUACUCAAAGUAUUCCGAAGGGGUGAAAGAUUAAGAUAGCCCUUUUUUGGGAGCGGGGAGGUGAAUGCUGAUAAUAGGCUGAGACGUAUCUUAAAGCACUUUAUAAAAAAGCAGGGUGUCAAUAUUAAUAUUUUUUUUCCUGUCAGAAGCACCUACCAAGUAUUGAAUAACAAUUCUAAAUAUUCAAUUCUAAAUUGAGUAACAGUGAACAGGCAGCCUGACUCGAGGGUGGUUGGUUACUCUCUGGAUGAAAGGUGGGAUCCAGUGUCCUG